Dendroctonus ponderosae (mountain pine beetle) is the source of this 3132-nucleotide messenger RNA. RefSeq names its product mycosubtilin synthase subunit C (gene e). The transcript has 15 exons. NCBI's taxonomy places the organism in Eukaryota, Metazoa, Arthropoda, Insecta, Coleoptera, Curculionidae. Bases 252 to 2903 code for a protein of 883 amino acids. The record is from RefSeq and is a predicted model, not a curated record.
AAAGAGAAGGCCAUUUUAAGUGGCUAAUGAAGAAAUAAGUCGCUUUUGCAAUCGGUUUGUUUAUUUUGGUUGGGACUUCCUUCGUGGACGCUCAGCAUUCAGUGUGGUUCAGUUGGUGCGGACGAUUUUUCGGGGUUUCUUUUAAAUCAUUGCGCAUAUUUUUCAGUGCACUGUGCAAGAAGAAAAGAUAAUAAUAGCUACCAAAUCAUCACGCAAUAUCCGCCAAGGCGACCAUUGAAAAUUGGGCAAUUAUGGACUGUUUGCUGCAGGAAAUGGGAACACUUCCCCAGCUAUCCAUCAUCAAAGGACCAACCAGGGCCUUGCAGGCGAACGUUUUGCAUAAGUUGUUCGAAAAUGUAGCCAAUGGCGAGAGCGCGCAAAAACCGGCAGUCAUUUUUGCAGGAAACGAAUCUUCCAGGCAUCACACCUAUGAAGAAAUCGACAAAAUCACAAACAAAAUUGCCCGGACCAUACAGGAGACUGUUCAGAAGAAUAAUCUCCCCAGAAAUCAGGAUGGGGACUAUAUUGUGGCUGUUAACAUGCAUCCAAGUGAUAGCUUGGUGAUAGUCCUGCUAUCCAUAUGGAAAUCUGGCUGUGCGUAUCUUCCACUGGAUCAUGCAUUUCCCGGGCCAAGAAUCGAGCACAUAAUUCGCGAGUCCAGACCUGUGAUGGUGAUUUAUGAUGAAGAUUCCCCGUUCUAUUUGGACACAUUCAAGCUAUCGGCGGGCGAAAUUUUCAAGCACAGCGAAAAUCAACCAAACACCAGCUUGAACGGAUCCCCAAUUUUACAACAUGAAAAAGACGAUCUGGCUAUUGUCCUCUAUACAUCCGGAAGCACCGGAGUGCCCAAAGGAGUACGAUUACCUCACAAAGUGAUCCUCAACCGGCUCCAAUGGCAAUUCAAACGCUUCCCCUACAGCCUCACCGAAAAGAUGUGCGUCUUUAAAACAGCCCUCACUUUCGUAGACAGUGUAAGCGAGAUUUGGGGGCCCUUAUUGAAUGGCUUAUGCAUACUCGUAGUCCCGAAAGCUCUGACCAAAGACCCGGAAAAACUGGUGAAUCUCAUCGAUGAAUAUCAGAUCGAACGGCUAGUUCUGGUGCCUUCACUGUUGAGGAGUAUUUUGGCUUACCUUCAACUGCAGGUGAGGAAAUGGUUGGAAAACCCCAACCACAAACCUAAACCGUUUUGUUUUGCAUUGCAGAACAACGCACAGGCAUUGAAAUCGCUGAAAACUUGGGUAUGUUCGGGUGAAACUUUGGCAGUUUCCCUAGCAGAGGAGUUUUUUCGAUACUUCAAAGAAAACGGAGCAAAACUGUGCAACUUCUACGGCAGCACCGAGAUUAUGGGGGAUGUGACUUAUCACGUUAUCGAAGCUGUGAGUCAGUUGCAGCAUCUGCACAAAGUGCCUAUUGGCUUACCCUUGGAUAACACCAUGAUAUAUUUGCUAGACAAGGAUUUUCGUCCGGUGAAAGCUGGAGAAGUUGGGGAACUGUUCGUGUCUGGAAUGAAUUUGGCUGCUGGAUAUGUGAAUGGUCGAGACCCGGAAAAAUUCGUCGAAAACCCCUUGGCAAUUGACCCAGUCUUCUCCAAAUUAUUCCGCACUGGAGACUUUGCAAAGAUCGAAAAGGGCACUUUGGUCUACGAGGGAAGAACGGACUCGCAAGUGAAAAUUCGCGGACAUCGAGUGGAUUUAUCGGAGGUCGAAAAAGCCGUCAAUUCACUGGAAGGAGUGGAUAAAGCUGUUGUUUUAUGCUACAAACCAGGCGAACUCAGUCAAGCCCUUCUGGCCUUCGUUACGACUAAAGAGCUGCUCAGUGAGCACCAAAUCGAAAUUUUGCUCAGAGACAAACUCACCAACUACAUGAUUCCUCAAGUGAUUCUGACUGAACACAUUCCCUUGCUGGUGAAUGGAAAAGUCGAUCGACAAGGUUUGCUCAAAAUGUAUGAAAACACCAACAACAACGAUGAUUCUAUGCCGGAAGUUGAGAUCAGCUAUGAAGGAGUGCCAGCGCAUCAGCGACCAGCUGCAAAAGAUCUGUUUGAAACAGUGGCAGCAAUUUUGGGGCGAUCGGUUAGGGAUGCGAUUUCAGUGAACGCAAACUUUUACGAAGUGGGCGGCAACUCCCUGAACUCCAUAUUCACCAUUUGCAGACUGACGGAAAAGGGCUAUCAUAUAAGCAUCGGGGACUUUAUAUCGGCCAUCGACUUUGGCGAAGUGCUCCAAAGAAUGACUGAGGAUACGAAAAUCAUGAAACAACCCCCAAGCUUCGCCGCUGAACUGCUGAAACCGGACUACAAAACGCCCGUUUUAGACAUGGUAACAACCAGCUUCUACAACAAGGCCGAUUUGGAGCAGGAGAUUAUUUCGGAACUCUCAGUAUCGGACUACGACGAGCUGAUGGAGGCGCUUUGGCAGCCUUUGUUGGACAAAAACCUCAGCUUCGUCGCCAGAAACGAAGCGGGAAAACUAUGCGGAGUUGCCCUCAACUUUGACGCCCGCGAUGAACCUGAGGUCGAAAUCAAGUCCAAGCUGAACAUAAUCUUCGAGUUUCUAGAAAGCGUUGAAGGCCCAAUAAGAGACCAGCAACUUCCAGCUGGAAAAGGCACAAUCCUACACUCGUUUAUGAUGGCCACUCAUUCGUCAUUGACGCCCAAAGAAAACGUUGCGGUUUUCCAGUUUAUGGAAGAAGAAGUGCAGCGACUGGCCAAAAGCAGAGGAUUUGCGGGAAUAUUCACCACUAACACCAGCCCUUUGACCCAGCAACUGGGAACCGACGUUUACAAGUACCAAAACAUGCUGACCUAUCAAGUGAACCAAUACGUGGCCAGCGAUGGAACCAAACCCUUCGGAUUGGCUCCGGAUGACAAAAGAGUGAUAGUUCAAUGGAAACCACUCAACUAAGAAACGAGUUUUUUUGGUAUUUUAGCCCCAGUUAAUAUUUGUGUGAUAUAUGCAACUUGCCAAAGGCUGGCUGGUUGCUUGUUCGGUUGUGUUAUUCGAUAAAUCAGCUACAGUUAAUUUAUUUGAUUAGGUUGUAGAGCUAAUAGUCCAGCAGUGUCAAUCGCAAGCAAAUAAAAGACAUAAAGAUUGUAAUAUUUGCCGAUAAUCUAAUAAAUCGCCGGAAAUUGAA